AGUAACUACAUUUACUGAAAUAAUCCUCAUUUCACAAGCUUACAUACCUUGUUAAAUAAUACCCUCAACAGGCCCGGGCGGGGGUGGUGUGAGAUAUGAGAAAUGAAACAUCCUAACCAGCUCCCUCUGCACACACUUCUCUGCACACCCGGGACUCGGGAUGAAAGAAGACGACGACGACGAAGAUCAAGUCCCUGCAUGGGUGCAGAGUCCAGCCUGAGGAAGGGGGAGGAAGGGGAAGAUUUCCUCCCGAGUGAGUGUGGAUCGAUAGUGGAUAUUAUUGGUAGUGAGCACAUAGAACAGACGCAGCGGACUCUGACAGAGGCCGCCGACUGGCCGCUAUCCAGGCCUAUCAAUCGCAUGGGCUUGGUUGGGCUGGGGGCCAUUGUUGGUGCUAGCAAUGGCUAGGGCGGUUACAGGGGCUUACUCGAAACGAAAAGAGGUUGAGAUGAAUGGUAACUUUUAUGUAACGAAGGAGGAUUUGGGAUAUUAUAAGUUAGUGAGAUAUUAUUGAAGGAGUAAUUCAGUCAUUG
This is a messenger RNA of Blastomyces gilchristii SLH14081, 533 nucleotides long. RefSeq lists its product as uncharacterized. The transcript has a single exon. The record is from RefSeq and is a predicted model, not a curated record. Lineage: Eukaryota; Fungi; Ascomycota; Eurotiomycetes; Onygenales; Ajellomycetaceae. The coding region runs from base 103 to 408 and encodes 101 amino acids.